GUUGGAGAUCGAGGGAGACCUAGGAAGGUCUCCUCGCUGGAGAGGAAAAGAGAAAUCUGGAGGAAAUUUGGAGGAGGACAAUGAGUGGGGAGGGCAAAGGGAGAGAGAGAGGCAUUGCACCGCCCAGUUGAAGAGCUCAGCGGUUGGGAAAUGCCAGGCUUUGCAGAAAGGGGAAACUGCCAAGGGUAGAAGUCCUGUUUCCGGGUCUCCUUAACUGUGUCUGACAGACAGACACACAGUCAGAGGGCCACGAGCCUGUUUAUUGGGAACCGGGGAACCGCUUGAUCUCUUCAUCACAGGGCCGCACACCUGUGGGUUCGCUGGACCCCUGUCCGCGCCCUCCCCGCCACUCACAGGUGGACAGGGGAGAGCCGAGCCGUCUGAAACCGUCGGGACCAGCGUCCGGCCGUGUGGACGGCGUCCGGCUCAUCUGCGGGAGGCAGAAGUAGUAGAGAGGCUGAGACUUCGCUCCCAGAACCGUGGCGCACGGCCGAGGCUGAGGCCGGAGUCUGGCGGGCAUCAUGAAGAACUUCUUUGCUUUGGACCGCCAUGCUCUGCUGCGCUACUCCCAGAACGAGUCACUGUCCGCCCCCCAGGUGCCCCGCCUCAACUACCUGAGCGUCCUGGAGGACAAGCCCAGGGUCCAGAUGAAAAAGUUCCUGCUGAACCGCAUGUUCCUCGUCGCCACGGUGCUGGGCGAGGUGCAGGAGGUCCCCGUUUUCUUGGAGAGGAUGUUCCAUAAUGCUCUGAAACAUCACCAGGGGGAGCCGGUGACUGGCAUCGCCCUGCUGUACCCGGACUCUGUCCUGAUCGUGCUGGAGUCCUCCAGCGGGAGCCUGUACAGUGUCCUCCGGGAGCUCGAUAGGCCCCCGGAGCCCGGCCGAGACGCCACCCCGCUGCAGGGCAUGAAGAUCCUAGUGGUGUCCCACGACAUCCCGGCGCGACUCUUCCUGCAGUGGCACGUCUCCAUCGUCACCGUCCCCAUCAUGUACUUGGAGGACGUCACUCAGUCUCAGUCACCCGAAGAGGUGGUCACCGAGUGCCUCACCCUGGUGCUCAAACUGGGCAUGUUCCUCCUGAAGACCAUCAAGGCGGGCACCAGGUUCCCCGGGGCCAACCUCCACCAAAUGGCUCCCGAACUCCUCAUCCCGGAAGAGACCAUCAAGUACCUGUCCAAGUGUGAACUGUUCAUGACUCCGGGCCAGUUUCUGGAAAUGUACAACAGCCCCAUAUGCGUCCCCAUGGACUCGGAGAGCGUCUGGCCCGUUCCUGCCAGUCUGUAGGCCGGACGGGACCGAGGCCCUGGCCCGCGUGGCUGUGAGGCCUCACGGACCAAUGCCCCCGGGGGGACGAGGGCUUCGCCUACGCAUCUGCAUUCCCCACCGAAGGAAGGCUGAGAGGGCGUGCCCUCUCGCGGCCACAGCUAAAAACCGAGCAAGCUCCGCUGGGAAUCGGGAUAAAUAAAACUUGGAAAUGCUUCGCAUGCCAACUGAUUUCCCCACCCUCAGGUGCUAAGGAGGGCAGUGGAACAGAGAGAUGGCUCGUCCCGGAAACGGUGGCAAUCCCGCAAACUAUCUGGAGGUUGAGAAGGGAAGAUGGAUGGAAAAUUGGGAAAAUGAAAGCAAGGAGAGCAGAGGAGACAUUUUAAGGAUGAGGUCAUAGAGACACUCAGACAGUACUGCAUCGCAGCUGAAAACUAAGAAAGGAAGGCAGAGGAGACAUCUUAAGGGCAAGGUCAA
Messenger RNA from Tachyglossus aculeatus (Australian echidna), 1739 nucleotides. It is a transcript of the gene TEX47, whose product is annotated as testis expressed 47. The record is from RefSeq and is a predicted model, not a curated record. Lineage: Eukaryota; Metazoa; Chordata; Mammalia; Monotremata; Tachyglossidae. The transcript has a single exon. The coding region runs from base 522 to 1283 and encodes 253 amino acids.